Molecule: messenger RNA, 2235 nt
Organism: Talaromyces atroroseus
Lineage: Eukaryota; Fungi; Ascomycota; Eurotiomycetes; Eurotiales; Trichocomaceae
Exons: 3
Coding region: 1-2235 (744 amino acids)
Biological process (GO): ubiquinone biosynthetic process
Cellular component (GO): extrinsic component of mitochondrial inner membrane
Molecular function (GO): kinase activity
Source: RefSeq, a predicted model, not a curated record
AUGGCGGGAAAGCGGCUUCUGGAUGCCCUCCAGUUCCUCAAUGUCACCAAAUCCGUUGCCGGAAAACACCUCGCAAUCCGACAGCAGCAACUAGGUGUUUAUACACGCACAUCAUCCAUCACCAAAGGACUAAAAGAACAAGCAGAUAAUUGGGUGAUUACUGCUCAGGCGGCUUCUGCUUUAGCUAAACGUUUCAAUGAGACUUCAUCGUCUCCUGAUGGCCAAACAAGGGGAUAUUCGGGAGAGGACUUAACUGGUGGCAUCGUUGAGAAAGAUGCCAUUCAGAAAGCUAAUUCCCACGAAGUCAUCAAUGGGGAUAAGCUGGAUAAUACAAGUCAAUUACAAAGACAGGGGGAGUUUGAGAUCCCAGCAAAACAAGCCGCUCAAGACUUGGAACAGACAGUGGCUGAUGAUCUAACAGUCAGCAAAGCUCAAGAUACAUUUUACAAUCCUCCUUUGACCUCAACCACAGGUAUAUCGUCACUUCCCAGGGUUAAAAUACCCGAAACAGUUGGUGUCUCCCAGAUGAGUGAACCUCGUGUCACCUCUGGACCUAUAAAUUCGGACGUGUUCCAUUCUCCUAGUAGCACACCAGCAGAACCAUCCGAGGAAGCUUUGCAAGGCGUUUUCCGUAGCCCAAGAGUUGCAAGUCUGCUUCUGUCGAAGAAAAAGAACCCCUACAUUCUUAACAGAGAAUCGAUUGACAUUGCCAAAAAUGAAUCUCAAAAGCAUCACGAUGAUGCUAGGGUCGCUAGUAUUUCCGACUCUGCAACUACAGUUGAGAGGAAAGUCACGGAAGGACAAUCGAGCUCUACAUUGCCCGAGAUGCCCGAGACUCUAGCAGAAGAUAUCAAAUAUACUACAACAAGGGCCUCAUCGGUAGAAGAGACUCCUUAUAGAAUGCUGGAAUCGCGCGUCCCUUCUUCUCGUCUAGGCAGGAUCUGGCAAUAUGGGGGCCUCGCUACCUCGAUGGCUUUUGGCGCCUUUGGUGAGAGCUUCCGAAGAGCCACUGGGAUUGCAGACGGGUCCAAUGGGUCAAUUAUAUUCAGUGCUGGUAAUAUGGAACGUCUGGUUGCGAAGCUCUCUAAAAUGAGAGGCGCAGCUCUGAAACUGGGUCAAAUGAUGAGCUUCCAAGAUUCCCGGAUGCUGCCUGAGCCUAUUGCCGCUGUCUUGCAACGAGUUCAAGACCGUGCGGAUUACAUGCCAGCAUCCCAAAGAGAUAAAGUCCUCGUUGCAAACUUGGGACCUAACUGGCGAGAUCUAUUUGAAUCUUUUGAAGAGAUCCCAAUGGCCGCUGCUUCGAUAGGCCAAGUCCAUGGUGCAGUCCUCAAGAAAAAUGGACAGCGCGUGGCUGUUAAAAUCCAGUACCCAGGAGUGGCUGAUUCCAUUGAUUCCGAUCUGAAUAACCUAUCCAUUCUUCUCACAGCAACCCGUCUGCUCCCAAAGGGACUUUUCCUUGAUAAGACCAUUGCAAAUGCGCGUACAGAGCUGGGGUGGGAAUGCGAUUAUGUCCGUGAAGCAGAAUGCGCGGAACGAUUCAGAAUCUUGCUCUCAACUGAUUCGUCUUCUUUCGUUGUUCCAGAGAUCGUCCACGAAGCGUCGGGCAAACAGGUGUUGACAAUGGAGCGGAUGGAUGGAAUAGCCGUUACAAAAAUAAAGGAUUUCACCCAGGAGCAACGUGACUGGAUUGGUACGGAGAUUCUUCGACUCUGUUUACGGGAAAUUUGUGAUUUCCAUUUCAUGCAGACUGACCCCAACUGGACUAAUUUCCUGUACAACGCGGAAAAGAAUCGACUUGAAUUACUUGAUUUCGGUGCCUCGCGCGAGUAUCCCCCCGAUUUCAUCGACACCUAUGUCGAAACUCUCCUGGCUGCCGUGCAUGAUGAUAGGGACCGAUGUCGAGAUCUCUCCGUGAAAUUGGGCUAUCUCACAGGCUACGAGUCCCAAGCGAUGGUUGACGCUCACAUUGAUUCCAUCAUGACUCUCGCGGAACCCUACAAAGACUCUGCUCCUGACAUUUACGAUUUUCGUGACCAGACCAUAACGGAUCGUGUACGGUCAUUGAUCCCUACAAUGCUUCGCGAACGAUUGGCUCCCCCUCCUGAGGAAACUUAUAGUUUACACCGGAAACUAAGUGGUGCGUUCCUGCUAUGCGCCAAAUUGGAGAGUCGAGUGCCUUGCAAGGAGCUGUUCAGAUCUGUUGUUGCUGAGAAACGUAGGGGUGCGAAGUCAUAA